UGAAAGCGACAUGAGCGAAGCAGAUUGAAGAAGUCUCCUGACGACACAUCCUUUCACGACACAUUCCAAUAUGGCGUCGUCCGUGGAUUACUCGCCAAUGUUGUUUUGAUUUUUCAUGUGCUGAUAUGUCUCAUUCAAGCCCCUCGUUCAACUUUAAACAGUAUCACCUUUAAUGUCUUCGGUGUCUAACUCGGUGAAAUUUUUUCAGCGGACUUAACCGACCAAAGUGUCUUAGGGGACCGCAAGAACAGCACCAUGUCUGGGUCAAAUGUGUGGAGUCGCACCCGAGAAAAACUGAGGCUAUUUCCCGAACUUUUUGCACAGUGUGCGGAAGAGGGAGCAGUGUAUGGGAAGUGUGUGACAGCUACCACCACAGGCAGACAGGAGUUGAAGAAGGAUCUGUGUGCCAAAGAAUUUGAGGCUCUAAAGAGCUGCUUUACAAAUGCAGCCAAGAAAAGAGCCAAAUAAGGAGGGCAUCCUGGACUGUUGUAAAGAAACUUUAAGUCAGACCUCGACUCAUAAUAAUACUCAUUUGACAUUACUUGUUAAAUGUUCUUUCUGCUACUUUUCAAAUGUGUCAGCUGUACCUGUAACAUAUGUGAAUAAAAGGCUUUUUAUUUUCACCCAUAUUAACAGACGGUAACAGCUUGAUUGCAACAGAUCUUUAAUUUAUUUUUUAUGCACAU
This is a messenger RNA of Cynoglossus semilaevis (tongue sole), 686 nucleotides long. It is a transcript of the gene ndufaf8, whose product is annotated as NADH:ubiquinone oxidoreductase complex assembly factor 8. Gene Ontology annotation, cellular component: mitochondrion. Lineage: Eukaryota; Metazoa; Chordata; Actinopteri; Pleuronectiformes; Cynoglossidae. Bases 256 to 468 code for a protein of 70 amino acids. The transcript has 3 exons. Gene Ontology annotation, biological process: mitochondrial respiratory chain complex I assembly. The record is from RefSeq and is a predicted model, not a curated record.